GGAGGACAGAGGUGGGGGCCUGGGCCAAGAGUCUGGCCACUUGACUUGAUCCUGGUGAGAUCCAGGCAGGGGCCUUGGUAGUGUUCUCAGGCCCACUCCGGGCCUCUCUUCCUCUGACCUGGGGCAUUUGUGUCUUUCCUGGAUCCACUUGACCAUCUGCAGACUGAAGGGUGGUCUUUUCAGCAAACGGAAGAACGGAAGUGAGGUCAGGACCAUGUUCCCGUUUUCAGCACUUCCUGUCCUUCUUCUGUGGGUGGUGACAGCGUCCGGCUCAGGAACAACAGCCUGUGAGGACGCCCAGAAGACCUGUUCCGUGAUCACCUGUGGCAUCCCGGUCACCAACGGCACCCCGGGCAGAGACGGGCGAGAUGGAGCCAAGGGAGAAAAGGGAGAGCCAGGACAAGGGCCCAGAGGCCUGCAGGGCCCUCCAGGGAAGCUGGGACCUCCGGGAAAUACAGGGGUUCCUGGGCCGCCAGGAGCAAAGGGCCAGAAAGGGGAUCGUGGAGACAGUUCAGUUGCUGAGUCUAAGCUGGCGAACUUAGAGCAAGAACUAAGGACCCUGAAAUCAGAACUGGACCACAUCAAAAAGUUGCAAUUCUUCUCCUUGGGCAAAAAGUCUGGGACAAAGGUCUAUGUGACCAACGGUGAAAAGAUGCCUUUUUCCAAAGUGAAGGCUCUGUGUGCUGGGCUCCGGGCCUUCGUGGCCACCCCUAAGAAUGCCGAGGAGAACAAAGCCAUCCAGAAUGUGGCCAAUGGAGUUGCCUUCCUGGGCAUCACAGACGAGAGGACUGAAGGGAAGUUCGAGUACGUGACAGGAGGGAGGCUGGCCUACAGCAACUGGAAGAGCAACGAGCCCAACAACCACGGCUCGGGGGAGGACUGUGUGGUCCUCCUGCAGGAUGGCUUGUGGAAUGACAUCACCUGCUCUUCCUCCUUCACGGCCGUCUGUGAAUUCCCAGCCUGAAGAGGCGGGUUCCUCAGCCCCCUCCCGGGGGCCCUGCAGCGCUCUCUGCUGCUCCGAAAGAGAAUCCAAUGCCAGUAUUCCCACA
This is a messenger RNA of Equus quagga, 1049 nucleotides long. Its product is annotated as mannose-binding protein A-like. The coding region runs from base 215 to 964 and encodes 249 amino acids. The record is from RefSeq and is a predicted model, not a curated record. The transcript has 5 exons. Gene Ontology annotation, cellular component: rough endoplasmic reticulum; multivesicular body. Gene Ontology annotation, biological process: positive regulation of phagocytosis; surfactant homeostasis. Lineage: Eukaryota; Metazoa; Chordata; Mammalia; Perissodactyla; Equidae.